Messenger RNA from Spodoptera littoralis (African cotton leafworm), 2076 nucleotides. Lineage: Eukaryota; Metazoa; Arthropoda; Insecta; Lepidoptera; Noctuidae. The record is from the annotation of a GenBank genome assembly.
AUGGAGAAUAAUAUAAUGGAGUUUACACUGCCGCCAGCCCCCCGGGGGCUGUGCUUUGACAGAAACGACUUCGUCAAGACGAACUUUUCCGUCGAUAAUUUUCUGGCGGAGCAUCAAAAUGUUGCGUCGUUGGAGACGAUGCGAGAUGACCUAGGAGUGUACUUAAAAGUCCUAAGACUGGCUAUGAUAGAGCUCAUUAACAAGGACUACGCUAACUUCGUCAAUUUGUGUGCUACUCUUAUCGGAUUCGACAAGGCUAUAGUAAAAAUACAGGUGCCAUUAGGACAAUUGAAUGAUGAAGUUAUUAGUGUCAAACAAUGCCUAGAAGAUGCGAUGAAGGAGUUGUCUCUGUGGAUGAGCCAGAGACAUGGCCUACAAAAGAAAAAGCAGCUGCUCAAGCACUAUAGCCAAACAAUAAACUGUCUAAAAACUUUAGAUAGUAUAUUAAAAACCAUCACUCUUAAGAAGAGACAAGAACAGGUAGCUCUAGCUGAUCGUGCAGCAAUGCAAUAUAAUCAACUGAAGUUUUCCAUUGCAAAGUGUGACAGCAUAAUAAAGCCAGAACAUAAAUUACAAUACAAUGAAGUAGGAGGCAAAUUAAUACAAACACUUAAUGAAUUACUAUUCAACUUUUGGAAUAAUAGCGAUGAAGAGAACCUCUUAAAAACCCUCAUCACUCUAGCAUCUUUAGACCGAGUCAAAGAGUCUGAAAUGCUAAUUAGAAAACAAGCAGUUGCACCUCUCCUCCAAGAUAUAAUUAAUGAACCAGCUCUACAGAAAAGUAAAGAAGGACUUCAAGGAAUCUAUGAUAGAAUCUUGUCUUUAUUAGACACAAAACUAAAGUUACUUCUAACUGUAACGCAACAUUCCAAACUAUCAUUUCUGGUUAAAAAAUAUAGAUUUUUAGUAAACUGCUUUUGGUGCGAAGUAGAAAAUAGGUUGGAAGUGAAUCUAGCAUCAAUUUUCGCUCCUGGCAACCCUCAGAUAUUUUAUAGAAGGUACAGUGAAAGUGUGGAAUUUAUAAAGAAACUUGAGAAAUAUUGCUCUGCGGAUGAUAUGAAGUUGCUGCAUCAAACUUCAGAGUAUAAGAGCUUCCAAAGAAGAUGGAACUUGCCAGUUUAUUUCCAAAUAAGGUUUCAAGAAAUUGCAGGAAGUUACGAGGCGGCGCUACAGAAGAGCCCUACACUGGAACCAAACGAUGAAUUCGUACUGAGAGAAACACAAAAAUGUUGGAACGCUAUCCAGGAGUGCUGGUCGGACGGGGUAUACAUAGAAGCUCUGGCCCACAAAUUCUGGAAACUCACUCUCCAACUGCUGUCGCGGUAUGCCACGUGGGCUAAUGCGUAUUGUACACAGAGAAUACCAUCACAAAAGUAUGAGCCAACAAAUGUAAAUAAAAACUUAAUAGACAACAGUAUUAACAUCUAUGUGGACAUACAAAGUUUAUUGAGAAAGUUGCCUCACUUAUUGGAGCUUGUCAAGACCAAAAUACCUAUUGAGAACAAGGACCUAUUGGGGCAGAGCUUGAAAGCUUCAGAGACCAUUCUACAGGGUACUAAGGAGAAAGUAAGGGAUUGUGUAGUCAACGAACUGUACGAGAAUUUCAAUGUCCAUCUGAAGCAAGUCAGCGACAUACCGCGCCUGUACCGGAAGACUAACCGUAGUGUACCAAAUAAACCGUGCACAUACAUAGAUGUAGUGUCGAAUGCCUUGAAGGAGUUUAACGAGGAAGCUUCCAAAAAGCUGGAUAAUACGUUCACUAUGGAACUAUUUGAAUCACUAUUCAACGUCAUGACUGUUUCAUACUACAAGUAUGUAGAGGAUGUAUUGACCUCGGUUCAGAAAACCGAAGAGUCAUUGAGAAGACUGAAGCAAAUUCGAGAGAUGAGUUCCCCACAGAGUAGCGACAGCGCGGGUGUAACGGACGGAGACAAGAUCCGACUGCAACUGAACGUGGACGUAGUCUCGUACGGGAACCUCGCGCGCACACUCCGCCUCAAUGUAAAUAGUGUUCACAAGUUCCCAGAACUAUCCAGUAUGGUAACAGAUGCUGUAAAAAAUAUAGAUAUUAAAUGA